This is a messenger RNA of Zootermopsis nevadensis, 6078 nucleotides long. RefSeq names its product DNA excision repair protein ERCC-6. The record is from RefSeq and is a predicted model, not a curated record. Lineage: Eukaryota; Metazoa; Arthropoda; Insecta; Blattodea; Termopsidae. Gene Ontology annotation, molecular function: ATP binding; ATP-dependent activity, acting on DNA. Gene Ontology annotation, cellular component: nucleus. Gene Ontology annotation, biological process: transcription-coupled nucleotide-excision repair.
AUGUGUAACGUACCACACACGACUAAAUCAAUGACAGCGUUACUGAACCUCUGGUACACGAACUAACUGACAUGUUUGCAAGAAUGAGUACAAGUACAGUGACGGGAAAUCAAUUGGAACCCCAUGGAUUGUUUACAUUGCUGAAACCUGGUUCACAGAUUUGUAAAAUGUGUCUCGUAGCAGAGUGUACAGAGUCUGGAUAUGUAGCUUAUAAAUCAUAGAGGAUACUGCGAAUUUUGAAGUAAAGACAGUGGUUAGAAGCGGUGUUAAAUUUUGCCUCAUUUUGUAUUUGUAGUCAGGCGUGAUUGUCUUACUGUUUCAGUUUUAAAGUAUGUUGUUACGUAGGAAUUAAUGACACAACAGUUGUAACGUAGUUAAUAAGGUUAUAUUAUAAGUAGGAAUACGUUUAAUAUAUUCCGGUAGUUUAAUUUGUGAGAACAAAUAUGUCGGCUGAUCGUAUGACUCAAGCCAAUAUUGCAGGAAUUCAGAUUGAUCUGCAAGAAAGUGAUCAUUAUGAGGAUAUUGUAGCGUGCCCCCAAAGUACUAGAUCAUUUCAUAUUGAAGAGAUAGGUAAUUCAGUACAGGUAGACACUAGUAAUGAGCCUCAGUUUGCAAAUGUGCAUGUUUGGAAUAAAGUGGAUCAAGAUCCUGACAUAUCUCACACCAAACAGUUCAAAGGAUAUACUGAAGAGAAUGAAGCAUCAAAAAUUAGGAUUGAGACCAGAAAACAUGAAGUUGAAGAGAUGUCACCUGUGGAUGAUUCUGUUAUAUUUCAGGUGGAUCGCAGCCAAAUUGAGGAGGCGCAGCUGUCUGAUGAAGCUGCAGAACUUCAGGUGCUUGGAUUGUCAGUUUAUGAUCAGGCUACAUUGGAAAAAGGAAUCAUUCAGCAGGUGGAUCAAGCUUUGGAGCAACUUGAUCGACAACAGCUGGAGGUACAGAUGAAGACUGUUGCAGAUAAAAUUAUGACCUGUAAGCAAGAACUGAGAAAAUCAGAAACAAUCCUGAAAGCUUUGAAAGUAACAGGAAUUUCAAGUGAGAAGCAGGCUGUGUCAGUGAGGAAGAGUGUUGAAACUGGGCAUAAGGAGUUAGUAGCAUUGAAAGAUCAUGCAGAUCUCUUGCAACAAAAGUAUACUAAUCUGACUGGAGGUGGUAGUAUUGUCACCAUGACUCCAGAUGCCACAUCAGGAAAAGAUAAGCAGCAGGAGAGUGAAAGAGAGCAUAGAAUAAGAUUGGGAGAAAUGACUCCAUUUGGAAAUGUUCUUGGUAACCGGUUGGCAACCACUGGCAGUCAGUCCACCAGAGGUCUCACAGAAUUUGAGAAGUACCUGGAAAGUCAAGCAGAACUUCAGAAGAAGCAGAAGGGUGGUAUCAAGAAAAUGAAGCUAGUAAAGGCUCAUGCAAUUGAGAAAGAAGUGAGUGUAAAACUUCAUGGUGAGGCUGACCAGAAAAAAGGAAUUAAAAGAAAUUCACCACUGAAGAAAAGUAUCCUACUGCCAAAGAAACGACCCAAAAAGGAAAAAUUUGGCACAAAUUCUAGCAAUGAUUGGUGGGAUCAGAAGAAGAAGCCAGGCAAACUUAUGUCUGAACAGACAGCCCUUGAAGACAGUGAGGGGAGUGAGUACUUGCCAUCGGAGAGUGAGCUGGAAGAAUUGGGGAGGAAGGAGUGUGGCAGGCAUGUAAAGGUACCAACAAAGAAGAGAACACCAUCAGGGAAACACAAGCAACGGCAGGACUUACAAGAAUGGGGGACAGAUGAUAGUGACUGGGAUUACUCUGAUGAGGAAACAAGAGCUAAGCGGCGCAAAAGCAGAAAGAAAGAGAUUGAUGAUGGUAAUAUUGAAGACUAUAAUGAGCGACUGAAGCUAUGGGAAGAACAGAAAGCGAGGCAGACUGAGCCUGAGGAGAUGGGUGGCCAUGAAAUAGGAGGAGGAUACAAGUUGCCUAGGGAUCUGUGGUCUAAGCUAUACAAUUACCAGAAGGUUGGAGUGCAAUGGCUUUGGGAACUAAACCAGCAAAGGUGUGGGGGCAUCCUGGGAGAUGAGAUGGGUCUUGGCAAAACUGUGGAAGUUAUUGCGUUCCUUGCUGGACUCAACUAUAGCAAACUGCUGUCUCGCCAUGGCAGCUUUAGAGGAGUAGGACCAAGUCUCAUUGUGUGUCCCACCACAGUGAUGCAUCAGUGGGUGCGGGAAUUCCAUUUAUGGUGGCCAUAUUUCCGAGUUGCUGUCCUGCACGAGUCUGGCUCCUUCAAUGGAAAAAAGAAGUCAUUAAUACAUCAAAUGAGUUCUGUUGGAUGUAUUCUGGUGACAUCAUAUGUGGGUGCUGUGCAGCACCAAGAGACCCUGCUGGCCAGGGAUUGGCAUUAUGUAAUUCUUGAUGAGGGCCACAAGAUUCGCAACCCUGAUGCUCAGGUGACAUUGGCUGUAAAACAAUUUCGUACACCCCACCGGCUCAUCCUCUCUGGCUCACCAAUGCAGAACAAUUUGAAGGAGUUAUGGUCACUGUUUGAUUUUAUCUUUCCUGGAAAACUGGGUACUUUGCCUGUAUUUCUUGCUCAUAUGGCUGUCCCAAUAACUCAAGGUGGCUAUGCUAAUGCUUCAGAAGUUCAGGUAGCAACAGCAUAUCGAUGUGCUACGGUUCUGCGAGACACUAUUGCACCCUACUUACUGCGCCGCAUGAAAACUGAUGUUAAAUCUCAUAUACAUCUCCCACCAAAGAAUGAACAGGUGUUGUUCUGCCGGCUGACAGAAGAACAACGAAGUCUGUACAAAAGCUAUUUGGAUUCUGAUGAAGUAGGGCGAAUUCUUCAGGGUCGAUUCCAGGUCUUUGUAGGGCUAAUUGCUCUUCGCAAAAUAUGCAAUCACCCAGACCUGUAUUCAGGGGGACCAAAAUUACUUCGUGGGGAUAGAGAGGAGGACCUGCCAGAGGAGAGUCGAUAUGGAUACUGGCGCCGUGCUGGUAAGAUGUUGGUGAUAAAAUCACUGCUGAGCAUUUGGCAGAAACAGGGUCACCGUGUGCUGCUUUUUACACAGAGUCGGCAGAUGCUGUGUAUCUUGGAGGCAUUUGUACAGAAGCAGGGCUACAAAUACCUGAAGCUGGAUGGUGGGACAGGCAUUGCUUCACGACAGCCCCUUAUCACCAGAUUUAAUGAGGAUUCAUCAUACUUUGUUUUCCUGCUUACAACACGUGUGGGUGGUCUAGGUAUCAACCUGACAGGAGCAGACAGGGUGGUGAUCUAUGACCCAGACUGGAAUCCAGCCACUGACACUCAAGCUCGGGAAAGGGCAUGGCGUAUUGGGCAACAAAACCAUGUGACUGUGUAUCGACUGGUGACUGCUGGCACCAUAGAAGAAAAGGUGUAUCAUCGUCAGAUCUUUAAACAGUUUCUUUGUAAUAAAGUGCUUUGUGACCCACGUCAGCGUCGUUUCUUCAAGUCUAAUGAUCUCCUGGAAUUGUUUACACUUGCUGAAAGUGAGCAAACCACAGAGACUGCUGCAAUCUUUGCAGGCACUGGCUCAGAGGUAAAAUUGACACCUAAGAAAUCAAAAUCAUGUGAAGGAGAAAAGAAACUUCACCAGAAGACUAUACAUAAAGAGUUGGGAAGUGUGAAAUUUUCAGCAUCAAAGCUGGAACGCAUGAAGCGUUUGGCACAGCUACUUAGUAAGCAGAUUGCUUCAAUCAGCAAACAAGUCUUCUGUUUUCCAGAACCAUCUUGUAAGGAGAGACGAGACAUGAUUGGUAGCAGUGAUGAACUACUCUGCCACCCUUGUUGCACAGAUCCAGCCAAGGAUGUGGCUCAUACAUCUGGAGCAAAUAAGAAUGUGUUCGAACUGACGACACAGAUUAUGCCAAUUGAAGAAUGUGGUUCUGGUGAGAGGAAAACUGUGAGUGAGUCAGGGACUGUUGAGAAGGAUGAGCGUGUUGCACAAUAUGAAAAGUAUACAAGAAUAGAGAUGCCCAAUGAACACUUUAUGCAGCAAGAAGUUGUGAAAGAUCUUUCUGGGACAAAAGAUAACUUGGUUAUGAAGAACUCAGAGCUAAAGCAGAAGGCUCAUAAUAAAGGAGCAGUUAGGUCCCAUCAGCAUGGGAAGAAAUAUCACAAGAGGAAGCAUUCACAUAGAGAAGAAAAAGGUGCAAUGUUUGAAGGAGAGAGGGUGUCUUUCUUGGUGGGACAAUGUGAAGCAAAGGAAGGAUUGUCCUUAGCUGACAGCGGAGAACAAAGCUCUCGGCAGGAGGAUGACUAUGUGCUGCGUAAACUGUUCAAGAAAUCUGGUAUCCAAACAGCAAUGAGACAUGACUCCAUUAUGGAAGGAGGACAUGCAGACUAUGCUCUGGUGGAAGGUGAAGCAUGUCGAGUAGCUAAGGAGGCUGUACAGGCAUUGAAAAUGUCACGACGGCAGUGUUGGCAGGCUGAUACAGGUGUCCCAUCUUGGACUGGUCAGAGUGGAGCUCUCCGUUCUCGUAACACUUCAGCAACCCAAGUUCGACGUAGGUUUGGAAAGAAAAAGGCUGUCACAAGUCCUGUUAGUGUUCCUGAGAGUGAACCCAAAGCAAGUGCUUUUGAUGUGAGAACUGAGGAGCCCAUGACAUCCAGUGAGCUGCUGUCACGAAUGCGGGCCCGUAACCGCCUUCUGGAGCCCAUGGUGAAACCUGAACUCGAGUGUAGAGAGGAAGGAUUACAAGACAAUAAUCCAGCAGACAGCAUUCUAACACUCCCAUCUGUGUCAGCUCAAGAGGAGCAUGUCGAGCUACUCACAGACAUACGGAACUUUGUAGCAUUUGGUGGAUCAAUGGAUGGACGAGCCUCAACUGAAGAGAUUCUUGCUCAGUUUAGUGAACGUUUGCCACCUGGAUCUUCUCCUUUGUUCAAAUUUAUGUUGAGUGAAGUGUGUGAGUUCCACCGACUGACAAGUGGACAGGGUGUGUGGAAGCUGCGUAGUGCUUUCAGAUGGUAAUUUUUAGUAGUGUCUUCAGAUGUGAUCUCUUUCAGAAAAGUAGCUUCUUUGCUUCUUUCAACAUAUGCACUGGUGACUGGAUUUAAGUAUUAGCCAAUAUUCCAUGCCAAACAAUAUGGCCACCUGUGAUGUCAGGAUACUUCAACCCUCUCUCUUUACUUGCAUCAAAUGUCCUUCCUUUUCCAUUGACCAAAGCUGCUGUUCUCUUAGUAUGGCUACUAAAUAAUGUUCUUGUUUAUUUCUCUUGGUUGGAAGGGUGGGUAGGCCUAGUCUGAUCAUGUUGGUAAAAAAAAAUCCUGCUGGGAACUAAAGAAUAAUUGUAUACUCUUACCACCAUUACUUUGGUUGAAGGUGGUAUUCAUAUUUAAAAAGUAUUACAUAAAUUUAUUUUAUUUAAUUUUCUGUUUUAUUCCCCUUCCUCCAUUUUUUCUGUUGUAGCAACUUAAUGUUAUUGCAUUAAGUUUCAAACUGUAUUGUUUUAUCAAGAUUUAAUUUAAACAAUUAAAGGUUGCACCAAGAAACUUUGCUAUGUAAAAUUACUAAGUAACUAGGAACUUCUUACUCAGACUGCUGUAUUUUUAAUCCAGUUACCUCAUAAUAGUAAGUGGGGAUAAUUCUUAACACAAAAAGUUCCUUUUUCAUUAAUUCCUAAACAUUCACUCUGUUGCAUGUUCUUGGUUCUACUGUGUGCUAUGUAUCUGACCCAUCUGAACCUCUUUCUUUUAAUCUAUGUAAAGACACUGAAGAGUAUAAACUGGGAAGUAGAUGUAUUAGUUUAUUUAUUUCAGAGAGUAUCAUACAAUAGUUAAUAACACAAACUUGGCAGAGCUGUUUAACUAUGUAGAGGUUCUGGAGGACAUAUAGUUUAGCAUAGAAGACAGAAGAAAUGUUGGUAAACUUCUACCAGACUACAUGGCACUACAGCCCAGAAGAAAUCUUGGCUAGCAGCCUUAAAUCUAUGUGAAUACCUUGUCAUUUUGAUAUGUAAAUGGUAUAUUAAUGAGGUGCUCGUAAUGUGAUGUGAAUAAAGUGUAUCUUGGUUUCCCUGUAAGCACUUCCCUGAAUAUUGCAUGGUAUGAUGUAUAUUCCCCAUGUACAAUAUUAAAUAUGAUACCAUGAGACAUAA